UUAUAAAGAACAAAGUCCACCUCUCUGUAUAGCAGUUUCCCACAGAAAAUGAACAUGGUGUAUUAUUACAGAGGGAACAGCCAUCGUCUGCAAAGUGUGAAUUCCCUAGCUGCAGGAUUUUACCUGCACCAACAAGUGAAUGACCUGUUACAUCGAACAGAGUCAGGACGGCAGCAACCAUUUAGUCAAACCCACACAGUGGCUGAAUACUUAGCUGAAAUAAUCCUAGAAGCGAGAUAUGGCAGUCAUCAUCAGAAACAGAGACGGAGUAGAACAGCCUUUACAACUGAGCAGCUGGAGGCAUUGGAGCAAGCUUUUCAGAAAACGCACUACCCUGAUGUGGAGAUGAGGGAGAGGCUUGCAAUGUAUGUCAACCUUCCAGAGGCAAGAAUUCAGGUAUGGUUCAAAAAUAGACGAGCCAAGUAUCGCAAGCACCAACGCAGUUUAGAGAGGGAUGAGUUUCUGAUGGAUGAAAGUCAAUGGAUGAAGAAUGGUGACAGAAGAGAAAGGAAGAUCAAAUUGGAAAAAGAAAAACGUCACAUCCAACAAAAAGACUCGGAAUUCUGUAGCUCUAUUAGUACCACAUCAACAUCUGUAAUUAGAACUGCAUCUCUGGCUACAGAUCUGGCCAGCAGAGAAGAACCAGUAAAGCAUAUUGUUACAGCAAACAUGGGUCGCAUUGCAAAGCUUGGACUAAUUGACGAAAACAUCAACAUUCAGAUGCCAGAAUAUUCUACUGUGCAACAAUAUAAUGCAACUCUGCAUGAUCAAAUUCAACAUCACAUAGCUUUGGCAAGUUUCUUCCUGCCAGAAUCUCACUAUGGAAUCCAUGUCCCAAAUCUGAAUGUUAAUCAGGCAUCCGCACUGUACCCCUCAUACUACCAGAGGGUUCCUCAUACAUUGGAAGCUUGUCCCAACUCACUCAUUUUCCACUCUCAUAAAUUGUCAGACUUGAUCCCAAAACCCAAUAGUAUGGGGAGCAUGAGACAUGCCAAACAAAAGGCAAAUUUGUUGGGCCUUAAUCUCCAAAAUUAAAGAGCUUUUGUAUUAAUCACUGAAUUUGUGGAUGGCUACAUAUUUUGUACAGUGAA
Messenger RNA from Rhincodon typus (whale shark), 1091 nucleotides. RefSeq names its product diencephalon/mesencephalon homeobox protein 1-like. Gene Ontology annotation, molecular function: RNA polymerase II transcription regulatory region sequence-specific DNA binding; DNA-binding transcription factor activity, RNA polymerase II-specific. The record is from RefSeq and is a predicted model, not a curated record. The transcript is spliced from 4 exons. Gene Ontology annotation, biological process: regulation of transcription by RNA polymerase II. Lineage: Eukaryota; Metazoa; Chordata; Chondrichthyes; Orectolobiformes; Rhincodontidae. Bases 49 to 1035 code for a protein of 328 amino acids.